Myxocyprinus asiaticus (Chinese sucker) is the source of this 4932-nucleotide messenger RNA. Its product is annotated as chromobox protein homolog 1-like. Lineage: Eukaryota; Metazoa; Chordata; Actinopteri; Cypriniformes; Catostomidae. The transcript is spliced from 6 exons. Gene Ontology annotation, biological process: negative regulation of transcription by RNA polymerase II; chromatin organization. Bases 2560 to 3180 code for a protein of 206 amino acids. The record is from RefSeq and is a predicted model, not a curated record. Gene Ontology annotation, molecular function: chromatin binding. Gene Ontology annotation, cellular component: pericentric heterochromatin; nucleus.
UAGUGUUUGCAUUAAGGAAUGUGCUCUUUUGAUGCACUGCAGUGAUUGUUAUGAUUAUAUGUUUGAAACGAACAGGCAAAUACUUGGAGUUAGGUUUGCCACCCGUCCCGUAAAAUACGGGAUCGUUCCAUAUUUAAAGAUAAAAUUAUUUGUCCCGUAUUUAAGCUGGUCAGAUGGCGUCACGGUGAAAUCGUUACAGAUAUGGUGGGUAAAGGACCAUCCAAAAAGUCCACAAAUGGUGGUAAAACUGUGGAGUUUUUUUCCUACAUAAAUGUUCAGUAAGAUCAAACAAUGUAUGAAUGCAAUCACUGAGUCAUAAAGACAAGUACAGGUGAAGGAAGAAAAAAACAACAACGUAUAAACCAACCAGAAUGUAUACAUAAGAUAAAGGAGACAAAUAAUCAAAAAGACAAAAUAAAUAUAUUUUUAACAUUUUUUUUAAUUUAUUUUUUUUAAUUUUUUUUACAAGUCAGGGGUUAGGACAGUUCUAAUUUCAGCAUAUAAGAAAGAGUAUAUCAUUUUUAUUAAUAACGCAUAUUAACUCUAAACGCAUUGCUAAAACUGUGGAGGAUGUGGUUAGGGGCCGUGAUUCCAGAAACCCCUUCCUCGUGCACACCGUUAAGUAACGGGCACUAAUGUUUUCCUUACUUUUUUCUGAUUUGCUUUACAGUUGCAUUGAAGUUGCAACGUUUCAUCGUUGUGAUUUUCGCGUUAUUUAAGCAUCCCUUUAGAAAAUGAGCGUCGAAAAACAUUCUGGUGAAUCAUCUGCGCAUGCGCACCGAGAAGUUAAAUCGAAUAUUCGCUGCCCGUGUAUGACGUCCCUUUUCAUUCUUAUGUAAUGAGUGCAAUUAAGUAAUUGUUAAUGAAUAUUAACAAUUAAUUGUGCUUCAAAUUAAAUAACACAAGGUAUUUGGAUUGUGUCAAAAAAAAAAAAUUUACUCAGAGGUCCUUGGAGGACAAAAAUGUCAGCGUCAAAAAAAAAAUUUUCAUACACUAAAUGCUAAGGUUUUUUUUUUUUUUUUUUUUAAUCAUCACGGUCUGGCAUAUGUCAGUGAUAAGCAACAACAUUGAUUGUGAUGCAUUAUUAUUUUUUGUGCAGUGCUAGAUAAAAAAAUGCACUCAGAACCUUAGAGGACAAAAAUGUCCGCUUCAAAAAACUGCCAUAAAAAUAUUAUAUAUUCAUAUCAUUUUCCACUUUCACUGACUGGGCUGAGGGAUCGGUGAAUAUUCUUGCUUUAGUGAUUUUGCAGUAAAAAUUAAAUAAGUUUUUUCGUUUUUGAAAUACAUUUAAAUAAAAUACAUUUCUAAAUUCAAACUGCAGUCCAAACGAAAAAGCAAUUAAAAUAAUGAAGUGAUAAAAGAAUUAUAUAUAUGUUAUUAUAUUAUGUAUAUAUAUACACACACACACCUUUCCAUUUACCAUCAGGCAAUUGUCCGUCUAAACAUGCAGGCGGAAAAUUACUUACACAAAUGAAGGCAUAAAAACAAUUAUAAAUGUCAAAAUUAUAAUUAUAAUGAUGAUAAUAAUCACUGAAAUAUAAAUUAUAGUUCGAGGUGAAUGUGUUUUUGUAUUAUUUUAUGAUUUAAUCACAGAUGUAUAGGCUGUAGAGUUUGUCACAAUGAACUGCUCUGUGGAUAUAAAAUGAACUGAACUCAAAGCACCUCCUGAGCUGAGAUGUCUGAAGUCAUUUGUAGCACUCAUAGAUGAUACUGUUCUUGCAAAAAAUAAAAUAAAAUCGGAAGACAGAAACAAAGAAAGAUUGAGAACCUUUUAGAUGCAUGUGUUCCACGAGACUGCACGCCUCCAUACAAACAGCGUGUCAUACAUGCGCAUAGACGGCUUUUUUGUCAUCUGUUCUUAAUAAUAUAAUAAAGUGUGUUUCUUCAAUUAUUUGUAAUAUUUGAUAAUAAUAGCCUAAUAAUAAUAAUAAUAAUAUUAGUAGUAGUAAUUUAAUACAUGGGAAAACGACCCAACUAUCGUCUUGACACGGUCAAAGGCAUCAGCUAUUGGCGAUCACUCUGACCAUCGUCGAUCCCCGAGAUCAUUGUCUGUCGGCACAACCCUAAUGUGCAUUUCUCUCUAUAAAUUCACAAAAGGUUCAGACAGUGUCCUUGCUGGUUUUUCCAACACAUUCAGGAUCAUUACAGCUUUUGCCGGUGUCGCUGCGGCUCGCUUUGUGUGUGCGCUUUUAAAAUGUAUAUUUUAAAGGCUCAUUAUUAUGGUUUAGUAUUUCUCUGUAAUGUAGAACAGUGUUAGCAAUGUUACUUAUAACAUUCUUUCUAAGCCCUGGAACUCAAACCAUUUUCUGAUGCCCCCCCCCAAAAAAAUAUAUUCAAGUAAUUAAAUUAAUAUCAUAAACGUGCGACUAGUUGACUAAUGGCUUAAAUUAACUCCUACUAGUCGACUAGGAAAAUCUUUGGUCGGAGGCAGCCCUGUUUAUUUGUUAGGCAUCUGUUGUGUUUUUAUGCCCUUUUUUUAGGUGAAACUUCUCGGUGCUCCAACCUGCACUGUUGACGUUGACAAGGAACCGGAAGGUUCCGCAGAACCCCCUGACCAGUAUGAGCCAACCAACAGAGACAGCUAGUGAUGCUCCCAGUGUCACCGCAGACGACAAGCUGGCGGUCACCACAGGAAAGAAGCAGAACAAGAAGGUGGAGGAGGUUGUGGAGGAAGAGGAGGAAGAAUAUGUGGUGGAGAAGGUUCUGGACAGACGGGUGGUGAAGGGCAGAGUGGAGUACCUUCUCAGAUGGAAGGGCUUCACUGAUAAUGACAACACAUGGGAACCAGAGGACAACCUGGACUGCCCUGAUCUCAUAGCUGAAUAUCUGCAGUCGCAUAAGACACCAACUGAUGACAAGAAGGAUUCUAGUGGAAAAAGGAAAGGGGAGUCUGACACAGAUGGCACAGAAGAAGUUCGGUCCAAGAAGAGGAAAGAUGAGCAAGACAAGCCAAGGGGCUUUGCACGAGGGUUAGAACCAGAACGCAUCAUUGGAGCCACAGACUCCAGCGGCGAGCUUAUGUUUCUAAUGAAAUGGAGAAACUCUGACGAGGCAGAUCUCGUUCCAGCCAAAGAGGCCAAUGUGAAGUGUCCGCAGGUGGUCAUUACAUUCUACGAAGAACGACUAACAUGGCACUCUUACCCCUCUGAGGAAGAAGAGAAGAAAGAUGAUAAGAACUAGCCAUUUGAGGGAGAAGGAGUGAGGAGCAGUUCUGGCUGGGGUGGUUAUUUGGGAUGUGGGUAAUGAUUAAGUUGGGCAGUUUGGAGAUGGGGCAACAAAAGCCCAAAGGCUCUCUCACACUCAUGCCAUAAAACUUGGGACUCAAGCUAUUUGUUUAGAUCAUGAUAUGCAAAAGUCGAGUCCUUUUCAGAGGGCAAGAAACAAUGUUAGUCAGAGUACUGAACACCGUAACAAAAAACAUGGAAAACUGUAUUUUCUCUUUGCUUCUCUUUCUGUUGAUGGAUUAUGGGAAAUGGAGUAAAUGCUGCAGUAGUUCGGUGGUCUGCGCUUUAGAAUAAGGUGGAGAAUGUAAAAUGUGUCUAAUACUUAAUGAAAUGACUCCUAUGUGCAGACCCUUAUAUUUUAUGUAUAUUGAUAAAGAGUUGAAGUCUUUCAAAACCUUCCACUGCAUUAGGGUUAGGGUUAGUCCAGGCACAGUCGCACUCAGGUGUGUGCGGAUAGCAAAUUUUGUCAUGCACUUAUUAGUGAACUGUAGCAAAAGGACAACCGAAGCAAACCCUUGGCUUAAACCUUCUCUUUUUCCUUUAUAUGUGAAGACUUGCUCUUCUUUAAGUUGUUAGUGUACUUUGACAAUACAUUUGUCAGUAAGCUUUUUUUGUCACCUUAGUUUAGUCAGCAAAUUACUUUGUAUGCAUUCUUGUUGUUUUAGCAGUAUUUCAGAAUUUACAUAUUCAAUACAAAUACACAGUAUUCUUAAGGUAAUAUCUUUUAUAAUUAAAUUGCUUAUUGAUGUAUAUAUGGAAAUAACAGGAUUUUCUUGCCAUGUUUUUUUAGUCAGCUGAGUAAACUACAUUUCCCAUAAUCCCAUAUAGAAAUAUUUUUUACUUCUUGUCAUCAGUGUAUUUUACCAGUUGCAUUACUUUGUGAAGGGGAGAUGUGCUCUUUAAAAUCCGGCUUCACAUACAGAUGUUUCAGUUUUUUUUAGGCUAAUCAUAAUCAAAUUAAUCGGUGAUAAAAUGUCAAGUUUUAGACCAGGAUCUUUGCUCUUUCCCAACAUACUGUAUUCCCCUUCUAUACUGUAUUUAAUCAGAGGUGCUCCAGGUGUACAUGUGCACAGAACAGAAUGUACUACACCUCUGUAAGGCAUCUUUUUCAAAUGUUUAUAAUUUUUCAUUAUAUUUAACCACUAAUCAUUUAUUGAUGUCGAAUGAAGAAAAGUGAAUAGGUUUCAGUUUAAACUGCAGUGUCUUGCUAACAUAACCAUGGGGUGGGGGUUGGGGGGAUCGUGGAAAUUCAGUGAAUUCAGGUCUUUGUAGUUGUGUAAAAGCUAAAAGGAGUGGGAACCCUGUAUACCAUAGAUCAGGUCUCAGUAGGACAAUGCAAUCCAUUUCCUAAACCCCCUGUAAUAUAACAUAACGUCAAGGUUUUUUAAAUGUAAGAAAUAUCUAGAAUUUUUUUGAAGUUGAUUAAAAUGGUUUUUAGAUUACUGGCUGAAUGCAAAUUAUUGCAAAAUAUGGUAUUUGUAGUGUGAUUCUAUUCUGCUACAUAUUGAAAGAGCCUGAAGUACUGUUUGUUGUAUUCACUAUCUGUAAUGUGACUGCAUUGUUAUAAUCUUUUCCACCUUUCUUUUCUUUUUUCCUCUUGUUUACCAUUUGAAGCAUGUUACUUUCUUUAUUUUCACUUUUUCCAGGGGGGGGGAAUGUUUAUUUUGUUCAUUUAAAAAAAAAAGAAAUAAACACUUUUUUUUUUUUU